AUGCCUAUAUUUCACAGACAGAGGGAUGAUUCUGUCAUGAGUUCGACUGCGACCGAUGAUGUGGAGGAUUUUACGUCAACAGCCCAGAAGGGGCUCGUCGCGCCUCGUUAUAUGGGUACUGUGGCUGAUCAGCGGGAUAUGACUUCACUGGGACGCGUGCAGGUUCUUCGCAGGAAUUUUCGAUUUAUUUCGAUUGUCGGAUUUGGUUGUACUCUUAUCUGUACCUGGGAGGUUAUAUUGACAUUACUAUCUUCUGGACUGACAGAUGGUGGCACGGCGGGAUUGAUUUGGGGGGUUCAUCGGGCGCCAACUGCGGGUGGUCAAUAUCACUGGGUAUCGGAAUUUGCUCCACGACGAGGUCAAAAAUUCCUCAGCUAUAUGACAGGGUGGCUCUCUGCGAUGGGCUGGCAAUGUGCCAUCGUCUCUAUCGCAUAUUUGGCUGGCACGAUUAUCCAAGGCCUGAUUGUUCUAAAUUAUCCAGAUUAUGAUUUUCAAAGAUGGCAUGGGACUAUGCUGGUCAUUGGUAUCUCGACAUUCUCGAUCUUGUUCAAUACCUUCUUGGCCAAGAAUUUGCCGUUUGUCGAAGGAUUGAUUCUGAUCAUCCAUGUUCUCGGUCUCUUUGCUAUUAUCAUUCCUCUAUGGGUGCUGGCCCCACGUAAUAAUGCCCGUGCAGUGUUCACCCAUUUUAACAAUGGGGGUGGAUGGAAUAAUGCGGGCAUGGCGACUCUGGUUGGACUCUCCACUACCAUCACGUCCAUGUUGGGCUAUGACUGCUCUGUCCAUAUGUCAGAGGAAAUAAAAGACGCCUCGGAGACAUUGCCCAAGGCAAUGAUGUCGUCUGUAGCGGUCAACGGAGUUCUAGGAUUCAUCAUGCUGGUCACCUUAUGUUUCACCCUCGGUGAGGUGGACAGCGUAUUAGAGACCCCGACUGGAUUUCCAUUUAUCCAGAUCUUUUAUAACACGACUGGUAGUCUCCCCGCCACCAAUGCCAUGACAGCAGUCCUUGUCAUCACCUUGACUGCCAGUACCAUUACAGAAGUAGCGACAGCAUCACGACAACUGUGGUCUUUUGCCCGAGACGAAGGAAUUCCAUUCUCAUCCUUCUUCGCAUAUGUUACACCGGGUUGGAAUAUCCCCCUCAAUGCUGUGAUGGUCUCGUUGGGGAUCACUGUCCUCCUCUCCCUGAUCAACAUUGGUUCCGAAGCAGCCCUCAACGCGGUCAUCUCAUUGACUAUCACAUCGCUCAUGUCCGCAUAUAUCGUGUCGAUUGGUUGUGUCUUUCUCAAGCGACUCCGUGGCGAGCCACUCCCACCUCAUCGUUGGACGUUGGGCCGAUUCGGUCUGGCGAUCAACUUUGGAGCCUUGGCGUUUCUUCUCCCGAUCUUUGCAUUUGCGUUCUUCCCCUUGUACACACCUGUGACACUUGAGACGAUGAACUGGAGUGUGGUGAUGUAUAUUGGCGUCAUUGGAAUGGCAAUGAUUUAUUAUUGGGUAAGAGGGCGGCAUCGUUUCAUUCCGCCCGUUGCAUUGGUCAAAAGAGACGGGAUGUAG
Messenger RNA from Penicillium malachiteum, 1551 nucleotides. RefSeq names its product putative GABA permease. The record is from RefSeq and is a predicted model, not a curated record. Gene Ontology annotation, biological process: transmembrane transport. Gene Ontology annotation, molecular function: transmembrane transporter activity. Lineage: Eukaryota; Fungi; Ascomycota; Eurotiomycetes; Eurotiales; Aspergillaceae. The coding region runs from base 1 to 1551 and encodes 516 amino acids. The transcript is spliced from 7 exons. Gene Ontology annotation, cellular component: membrane.